AGGUUGAUGUGGAGGCGGAGGGCUGCUGUCCUCCGCGCUGCUGCUGCUGCUGCUGAUGGGAGGACUGAUGAUGCUCUCCGGCUCGUGCACAGCCGCUACUGCGCAUGUUGCAUGACAGGUACCACGCAAGCCUCCAUCUUGGGCAUCCCGAGCUGAGGCGAAAGGGCAGCAGCAGCCAUAUACACACACCAAAAUAACAACAAAGCGGGCGCGGUGAUUUGAAAAAAGAAAAAAAAAAAGAAAAAUUGGCAAUUUGCCGAGAUGUAACUUUUCAACAAAUUCAACAAAUUGCUUCAGUGGAGAGAGCGGAGGCAAGAAUGGGAAAGAAAGACAGCGACUGGUCUGCAAGGCUGUGUUAACGAUUACUUGCUCUGUCAGCUUCACUGUUUCCUGAGGAAUUGACAGGUGACAAAGCCUAAAGGCUCAACCCACAGCAGAAUGGGCAUUAAGAAGCUCGCCAUCUUUCUCCUCAUCCUCUCUCUUUGUCUAGAGGGAGCAUCUGCCAAAGAAAAAGGGACAAAAAAGGGAAAGAAGAAAGGGAAGCAGGUUUACUGUCCAUCACAGCUGUCAUCUGAGGAUCUGGCCCGAGUCCCUGCAAAUUCAACCAGUAACAUCUUGAACAGGUUACUGAUCACCUAUGAUCCCAGAAUAAGGCCCAACUUCAAAGGAAUUCCUGUGGAAGACCGAGUGAACAUCUUCAUCAACAGUUUUGGCUCCAUCCAAGAAACGACCAUGGAUUACAGAGUGAACAUCUUCCUGCGGCAGCGCUGGAACGACCCCCGGCUGAAGCUACCGCAGGACUUCAAGUCUGAUUCUCUCACCGUCGAUCCCAAAAUGUUCAAAUGUCUCUGGAAACCCGACCUGUUCUUCGCCAACGAGAAGAGCGCAAACUUCCACGAUGUUACCCAGGAGAACAUUCUCCUCUUCAUUUUCCGUAACGGGGACGUCCUCAUCAGUAUGAGGUUGUCUGUCACCCUCUCCUGUCCGCUGGAUCUCACUUUGUUCCCGAUGGACACACAGAGGUGUAAAAUGCAACUUGAAAGCUUUGGCUACACCACAGACGACCUGCAGUUUAUGUGGCAGACAGGAGACCCAGUGCAAAUGGACGCCAUCGCUCUGCCACAGUUUGACAUCAGACAAGAAGAUAUUGAUUAUGGGAACUGCACCAAAUUCUACACAGGAACAGGGUACUACACAUGUGUGGAGGUUAUCUUCACCCUGAGGCGACAGGUCGGUUUCUACAUGAUGGGUGUUUACGCCCCCACGCUGCUCAUCGUAGUCCUCUCCUGGCUGUCCUUCUGGAUCAACCCUGAUGCGAGCGCCGCCAGGGUGCCUUUGGGCAUCCUCUCGGUGCUCUCUCUGUCCUCCGAGUGCACCUCCCUAGCCUCGGAGCUGCCCAAAGUGUCCUAUGUCAAGGCCAUCGACAUCUGGCUCAUCGCUUGCCUGCUGUUUGGUUUCGCCUCGCUGGUGGAGUACGCCGUGGUUCAAGUGAUGCUCAACAGCCCAAAGCGCAUCGAGGCCGAGAAGGCCAAGAUAGCGUCGAAGGAGAAAGCUGCAGGGAAGAGUCCUGCCGCCAAGAACAACACGGUCAACGGGACCGGAGGGACGCCGCUUCAUGUCAGCACCUUGCACGUGGCAGAGACUCGCUGUAAGAAAGUGUGCACCUCUAAAUCAGACCUGCGGACCAACGACUUCAGCAUUGUGGGCUCGCUGCCGCGGGACUUUGAGCUGUCAAACUUUGACUGCUACGGGAAGCCCAUCGAUAUCGGCAGCGCUCACGGCAAAUCGCAGGCCAAGAACAACAAGAAACCUCCUCCCCCGAAACCGGUCAUCCCGUCUGCUGCCAAAAGAGUCGACCUGUAUGCCCGAGCCCUCUUCCCUUUCUCCUUCCUCUUCUUCAAUGUGGUUUACUGGUCCGUAUACUUGUGAUUAUUUCGAAAUUAUCUUAUCGUUAACCCCUGACUUCAAUCCCAUGAGUUCUUAACCGAUUCAAAAAAUUAAAAUUCCAAAAUGAGCUUUGAGUGCGUUUACCUGCACGCCGGUAUCCUGGUUUGAAUCCAGUUUUUGAUCAUAUUCACAAUAUGACUUUUACACAGAACAUAGAAAAGCUGGUUAUUCAUAUCUCUGUACACAUGAUCAUAACAGAAUCCAGGUUUAUGAUCAUCUGCCUGCAGGUGCGUCUCUAUGUUCUGUAUGAACACAUGUUCAGAAAUCAGAAUCAGGUGUUUACAUGCCAAAUGUAUCCUGGUUUUUAUCUCUCCCGCUACCAGAUCCAGGUUUCUUAAACCUGGAAAUAAUGUUUACACGAGAAACGGCCAAACUGAUGAGGAUGCUCACGAGUGCGCAUGUAAAUGCAUUCAUACUAAAU
Molecule: messenger RNA, 2368 nt
Organism: Plectropomus leopardus (leopard coralgrouper)
Lineage: Eukaryota; Metazoa; Chordata; Actinopteri; Perciformes; Serranidae
Gene: glrbb
Product: glycine receptor, beta b
Biological process (GO): chloride transport; monoatomic ion transmembrane transport
Cellular component (GO): postsynaptic membrane
Molecular function (GO): extracellularly glycine-gated chloride channel activity; transmembrane signaling receptor activity
Source: RefSeq, a predicted model, not a curated record